This is a messenger RNA of Arabidopsis arenosa, 1986 nucleotides long. The record is from the annotation of a GenBank genome assembly. Lineage: Eukaryota; Viridiplantae; Streptophyta; Magnoliopsida; Brassicales; Brassicaceae.
AAAACUAGAAGACGUCAUUGUGAAGCAAUUCCCUAAAUCUCAAUGCACGGUCGUGGGAGGAACGAGGCUUCGAAGCCAGAAGAGACCGCAGCUAAAGCCCUUGAGCUCCGGUCGCUCCAGUCCCAGUUCAUGUCCAAUCACCAUCAAAAGAUUUACACACAGGAAGCAAUUCAAUUAAGCGCAAAGCUUCUAGGUAUCAAUCCGGAGGCAUACACUGCUUGGAAUUAUCGAAAACUCGCCCUCGUGUCCCGAAUCAACGACGACUCUGAUCCAAGCUUGGUCAACUCUAUCAUCGAUGAAGAACUUGGAGUCGUAAAAAAGGCAUUGGACCGAAACCCUAAGUCCUAUGAAGCUUGGUUUGUUGUGGAGCUAACCGAGACGUCCGAAGAAGAUGAGUUGCAGUAUACUGAUAUGAUCAAUGAUAUUUGUUUCAGCAUCUAUUCUGCGUGGCACUAUCGUAGUGUACUUGUUUCAAGUUUAGUGGCAAAAAAGGCUGAUGGGUUUAUGCCAAAGGAAACGAUUCGUCGUGAACUUGAUUAUGUACAUAAUGCUAUUUUUACGGACGAAGAGAAACAAAGUGGCUGGUUUUAUUACCUUUGGCUUCUUGAUCAAACUCUUAAAAUGGAGACUCCUCUUCGCUUUUCCUCAUGGCCAUCAGAUGGUUCCAUUAUCACUACUUUCUGUUCAGAGUCUGGUUCUUUUCCACUGAUUCUUUACUUUGACCAAGCCGUCAGUGGAGUUAACUCGUCUACUGUUACUAUUGAUUCUGAACUCCAAGGACAUGAGGACCUUGUUUGGGAACCAGUUUCGGAUAACAAAAACUCUCAAGUGGACUCUUGUGUUUGGGUUGCUCAUCUGAAAUUUGACAGUGGAGAACCUUGCUUUAGUCGCAAGGAAUACAAAGUCAAGGUCAGCCUUGGAGGAAUUGUUUCUUCCAUGGGAAGUAACUUGAGCGCUCCUUAUGAGUUUGUGUUUACACUGCAUAUUCAUGACACUGUCGAAGAGUCGUCACAACAAAGCAUUGUUUCAUGGACGGAUGGUUUUGACAAUUGGGAUGAUGCACAGUCCAAGGAUUUGAUUUCUCGUAUUGCUUUAAACGCUGAUGAGGGUUUUGAGUGGCGUAAGAAAGCUAUAAAGAUAGAGAUUGAUCAUCUUCGUAAUUUGCCUGACAGCAAAUUUGGAAAGCUCAUUCUUGCAAGGCUUUUGAUGGCUGAUGAAACUAUGAUCCCGGAUGAUGCUGUUAAAGGUGUCCAUUAUAGAGAAAUCCUCCACCUCUAUAACGAUCUCAUUGCCCUUGAUUCUUGGCAUGCCCAGUACUACAAGGAUGAGCAUAGCGUAGCUCUUCUCCACAAGGUGACUUCAAGCACCAAGUCCAUGUCAAGACACCUCUUUCGGUACAGGAAAAUGAACAAUAUUGUAUGUCUAAGGCUCAAUAACUUAACACUAUCUCGGAUAGCCGCGGUUGAGAAGUUGCUAUUUGUUCAAAUGUUAGAUCUCAGUUACAAUGAGCUUCAUUCAGCUGAAGGAUUGGAGGCGAUGCAGCUUCUCUGUUGCCUAAAUCUGAGUCACAACAGAAUCAGGAGCUUCUCAGCACUUGACUCUCUAAGACAUCUGAAGCAGCUUAGAGUGUUGAAUGUUUCACAUAACCACAUCGGCAGGGAGCAUCCAGUGGACACAACAAGGUACCUUUGUUCUUCGCCGCUCUCUAAUUCGGGUGAAGUUGGAAGAGAGGUGCCUUGUAAAUACUGGGAUGCGUAUUUGGUGCUUAGAGAUUUGAUGAAACUGAAGCAGUUAGAUAUAAGAGGCAACGACCUAAUAUUUGCAGGGGAAGAGUUCAGCUCCUUUGUCCGCCAGGUUGUGCCAAACCUUGUGUGGCUUGAUGGCCACAAACUCGCAAAUUAAAUGUUGUUAGGCCACUUCUUUUUACUUAAGACAAAUCUAUUGUUUUUGGUUCCAGACCUAACUAAAUAAAUUAUGGAACUUGUG